AUGUGGGAAUCAUACUGCUCUAAGAUACGAGAGGCCGAUUUGGCCGUGCUAAGUCUCACCUUUUUGGUGGUCAUUUUUAGCUCUCUGUACCUAAUAGUCUUCCUAUUGUCACAUUCGCCGAGAAAACCUUUCGAAGAGGAACUUUUAUACAAGACUAACGGUCUUGAUGAAGAGGUUAUUAGUGGUAGUCUGGUGUCCGUAAAGGAAUCGGAAAAAGAGGUGGACGGAAUUGAGCUUUCUGUGGUUGUUCCCAGCUACAAUGAAAUUGGACGUAUUUUGGUAAUGCUAAAAGAUGCAAUUGAAUACCUGCAAGAGAAAAUGGCCAACAAAUGGGAAAUCUUAAUUGUCGAUGACGGCUCGAAAGAUGGAACAUCAGAAUAUUGCUUGGACCUGGCUCACACCACUUUCAAGCUGCAACCUGGACAACUGAGAGUAAUUGAAUUGACCAAAAACCGAGGCAAAGGCGGCGCCGUCAGACAUGGAAUGCUGCACAUUAGAGGUAGAUUCGGUCUUUUUGCAGAUGCAGACGGGGCCAGUAAAUUUGCAGACUGCGAAAAACUGCUGAGUGCCAUCAAAAAAUACGACGACAGCGGCAAGCGUGCUAUAGCCAUCGGAUCCCGCGCACACAUGGUGAAUACCGAUGCUGUCGUCAAAAGAUCGUUCAUCAGAAAUUUCCUCAUGUACGGAUUGCAUACGCUCGUUUUCAUUUUUGGCAUUCGCUCGAUCAAGGACACGCAGUGUGGAUUCAAACUUUUUAACAGAUCCGCUAUUGGUCAGGUCUUCCCUUACUUACGCACCGAAGGUUGGAUCUUUGAUGUGGAGAUUUUGAUCCUGGCGUUAAGAAAGCAGAUAGAAAUCCAAGAAGUGGCCAUUUCAUGGCACGAGAUUGAUGGUUCAAAAAUGGAGCUUGCUAGAGACAGCAUUAACAUGGCAAAAGAUCUGGUAAUCAUAAGACUAGCCUACAUCAUGGGCAUUUACAGCGACAAAAACGAGUGCUGA
Messenger RNA from Lachancea meyersii CBS 8951, 999 nucleotides. NCBI's taxonomy places the organism in Eukaryota, Fungi, Ascomycota, Saccharomycetes, Saccharomycetales, Saccharomycetaceae. The record is from the annotation of a GenBank genome assembly.